Molecule: messenger RNA, 2461 nt
Organism: Salvia splendens (bonfire salvia)
Lineage: Eukaryota; Viridiplantae; Streptophyta; Magnoliopsida; Lamiales; Lamiaceae
Exons: 10
Coding region: 143-2227 (694 amino acids)
Source: RefSeq, a predicted model, not a curated record
UUCGCUUUCUCUCUCUAAAAGGUUUCGGCGAUUCCUGAGUUUCCUUUUCAUAUAUACAUUUUCAAAUAUAUAUACUCACACUCCAUUUCCUGUUUACGCGACGCCGUUCAGUCGCCGGUGAUUUCUCGUUCAGUGAACCUAAAUGCCUGCUGCAAAGCUCUACUCAAGUGGAACUCUCAAUGCUAUGAAAUCAGAAGAAGGGAAUGAUUCCCUAGGCACCUUCAUCAGACAAGCUACAGGAAAGGAGCCUCUUCUCCCUUUUCCAAGGACAGUGGAUGGUCCAGUGCAGUGGAUUCAAUUGCUUAAUGCCUUAGAUCAACCAGUUGUAGAUUUCUCUGGUUGGCUUUUGCUGACGCCUGUAAAAGUUCAGAUGCAAAAGUGUGAGAAGUGUUACCGGGAGUUCUGUUCUCCUAUAAACUACAGAAGACAUAUUCGAGUGCACCGCCGCUCCUUAAAUAUCAACAAGGAAUGGCACAAAAAUAGGGAUUUAUUAGCUGAGUUUUGGGAUGAGCUUUCAUUGCAGCAUGCUAAGGAACUAGUGUCAUUUAGUGACAUAAUUCUUAAGGAUAUUCCAGGAUCAUCGGUAGUUAAAGCUUUGUCUUCCUCUCUCCGUAAAGCAGGGGUUUGGACUCUCCCACAGGCUUAUGUGAAGGCUGGUGCCACACUGCUGGAUAUCAUCCAAGCUAAGCCUUCCAGAUUACCGAUAUCCUCACAAGAACUGUUUAGCACCCUUGAUGAUGCCAGCGAGAGAACGUUUCUGUGUGCUGGUACAGCUGAUUCCGUGCAGAACUAUGUUUUUGAUGGAGAAACUGCUAAAAAUAGCCUUGAGUUGAAGAACCUAGUAGCGCUUACAAGCUUCCUUUUUGAGCAACUACUGGUCAAGGCAUGGGUCGCUGACAAAGAUGCAGAGGCUUUGAGAUGUCAGAAGCUACUUGUGGAGGAGGAAGAAGCUGAACAAAAAAGGCAAGCGGUGAUUGUGGAGAGGAAAAAACAGAAAAAGCGUCGUCAAAAAGAACAGAAGGUCAGGGAGCAAUACUGUGGGUGCGGCAGCAAUUUGAAUAUCUACAUUGAUGCUGUAGAUAGGCCAACUUCAGCCGAAGCAUCUGAUAUGUCAUCCCCAUCCGGCUCUAACUCAAACUCACAAGAGGUGCCUACAACCAUAGACUCAGUUCAACCCCAAAACAAAGAGUCAGAUGAAGAUAUAGAAGCGCAGUUUGAUGCUAGCAGCGAACAUAAGAAACAGAGGGACUCCCCAGCAGUUGAACUCCAGAUGUUGGUUGCAAAUGGUCACCGGCAUGCAGCCACCAACCGCUUGCAGGCUCUGAAGUCACAAAGGGGCAGACGAUAUGGCCUCCAUGCAGACUUGAAUCCUCAAACAUUAAAACCUGAACUUAUGCACAAGCUUGGUCCAUCCAAAGACCGAAGAAUUCAGAAUGGAAGCAAAGUCCGGACCAAAAAGUUCAAAAACAACAAUGAUUGGGAGAACCCGAUGCCUCCUUCUUUGCAAGAAGUGGAAAGUAACCGAAUAGAACAAAAUAACGGUGAGGUGAUUAUCGGUUCUAUACCUGUCGCGCUGAAAAGUUAUUAUGAUCAGCAGCAAGCAAGUCCCCCAAAUGAAACACAAGAUACUUGCAGCGCAGAGCAGCUUAAGAAAAAAAAUGCUUCAGAAAAGCCUGUGAAAUGUAAUUCUCUGCAGUCUGGCACCAACCGAGCACCUUCAAAACUUUGGAGGCCUGUUAGCCGUGGUGAGACAAAGAACGUGCUGACAGUUGGUAGAAUCAAUGAAGAUCUCGGGGAUAGUGCUAUGUUGUCUAAGGUUCAUAACCAUACUUCCUCCAGUGAAAGGUCUGGGCAGUCACAGUCCUUGGACAGUGAUGGUUGUCAAAACAGGAAGCAAUUCCAUGUCAUCUCAGAUGAUAAUGCUCAAGGAGGAUUGAUGCCUUUCUCCAGUGAAGCUGUGAAAGAGUUUCUUGCCAGGAGAUGGAAGGAAGCUAUUGCCGGAGACCACAUAAAGUUAGCGCUUUCAUCAGAGCGUGAACCUCCUGGACGGCCUGACGUUCAGCCAGCAUCAGGUCCUCCUAGAGGCAAUGGUGAGAAUCAGUGUGGCAGAAUCAUUCAAGUUCAGGUCGCUAGAAAGCCAGACAAGAGUGUGAAAUUCAAAUACAUACCCAAAACAGAAACAAAAAGCUACCCCGUAGGUACAUUUGAUUGUUCAGAAUUUGUUUAGUUUAGGACAUUGCCCUCAAAUUUCUCUCAGAGGUUCCAGUUUUACAGUGGUCGUCCAUUGGACAAGUGAAGGAAAUUUUAUCGAGGAAUCCGAUUUUUUGUUUUCGAGCAGUGGUGAGCUCGGGGGGGUUGGUUCUCUAGAUCACAAAUCUAGUGCAUCUAUUAUGCUUACUAGAGAAAUAUCGCCCUUAUUAACAUGAUUACGUAUAUUAUUAGAAUCACUUUUGAAUCAACA